Ichthyophthirius multifiliis is the source of this 1655-nucleotide messenger RNA. RefSeq lists its product as hypothetical. Gene Ontology annotation, biological process: phosphatidylinositol dephosphorylation. The annotation marks the transcript as partial. The record is from RefSeq and is a predicted model, not a curated record. The transcript is spliced from 7 exons. Gene Ontology annotation, molecular function: phosphatidylinositol-4-phosphate phosphatase activity. Gene Ontology annotation, cellular component: endoplasmic reticulum. NCBI's taxonomy places the organism in Eukaryota, Ciliophora, Oligohymenophorea, Hymenostomatida.
AUGAAAUAUAUGAAAUUAUUAGCCACAAAUGAUUUUGGUGGUUCAAAUUAAAAAUCUUAAGUUGAAAAUCCUUUAGAGAAAAAAGUUAAUUACUAAAAUAUUUAAGUAGUACAAGUAAAUACAUAUGCAAGUCGAUUCGAAUUAGAAUAUAAAUCAAAAAAACCUGAAGUUAAUAAAAAAUUGAUAAUUGAAAAAAAUAAGAAAAUAUAUGAAACAGAAUCCGAAAGAAAUAUUUUAAAGCGAAAAUGGACUAAAUAUAGAAACUUGUAUAAAAAAUAUAAGAAAAGUAUUGAUGAAGAAGGAAAUGUUGCUAAUUUUACUGAAAUAGAAUAAUUCUUUUUUUAUUAAAAUUAUUGUUGUUCACAUAUAUAAAUAAGAGGUACUGUUCCUACAUUUUGGGGUUAAACUGGAAUUUCCGCAAAAACAAAAAUAACACGAGGUUACGAAUAUACUAAUUCUGCUUUUUUAAAACACUUUGAUGAUUUAAGAAAUACUUAUAAAUAUGUUUUAUCUGUAAACCUAAUGAAAAAGCACAAUGAAAAUGAACAAUUAGUAACUGAAUCUUACGAAGCUCAUUUAAAGAAUAACUGUUUAGAUUUUGUUCGAUAUAGGUUUUUCGAUUUUCACACAGUUUGUAAAGAUCAAAGAUAUGAGAAGGUCAAUCCUACUAUAAAGGAGUUGCAUGAAAUGUCUGUUAAUUUCGGAUUUUUUGCUGAGGAUAUUUAAACUGGCGAAACUAUUUAGGAAUAAAAUGGAGUUGUUAGGACAAAUUGUUUAGACUGUCUUGAUAGGACAAAUGUAUUUUAGAAUAAAAUUGGGUUGGAUAUGCUAGAUGUAUAGCUUUAGUAAUUGGAUAUUAUUUUAAAAGAAGAGUUCAAUGAAGAACCAUUGGAUCAUUUAGAUAAUAAUAAUAUAAAAACUAACCAUCCUUUUAUGGUUAAAUUCAAGUGCGCAUGGGCGGAUUGCGGUGAUAAUAUUUCGAAGCAUUAUACUGGUACAGGAAGUACACAUACUGAUGUUACAAAGAAAGGAAAAAGAGAUUUUGAAGGAAUGCUAUAACAUGGAUAAAAAACAAUUUCUCGAUUUUAUUUAUAAAAUUUUGAGGAUACAAUAAAAUAAGAAACGAUAGAUAUUGUUUUAGGAUAAUAAUUAAAUAAUAUAGUAAAUGUUUUCGAAGAAGAAGACAAAGUGGGGAUAUAAUAGUAAUAGGGUUGUACAGCAAUAAAAUUUAAUUUAGAUGAUACUUCAUUAAAUUUUAUGAAUAUACAUCUAGAUUAAGGAAAUUCAAAGUAUAAAUUAUAGAAUUUAUCAAGUUUACAUUCUUCAAUUUAUAAAUAAAAUAAGUCUUAUUCAAAAUAUAAUGAUAAAUUAGAAUAUAUCGAUUAUAAUUUUCUUUUUGGAGAUACUGGAUAUUCAAAUUAAUUAAUGAAUACUUAAAUACUUUAAUGUAUUUAAAAUUAUGAAUAAAAUAAAUUAUCAAAUAAAGAAAAAGCAGAGAAAAGUUUAAAUAUAUUAUUAGAAAAUGAUGAGUUUAAUAUUAAUAAGAAAAAUUUGUAAUUAUUAGAUUAAUAUUAUGAAUAAUAAAUAAAAUUUUUACCUAAUUAUAAGUAUUUAGAUAAUUCAAAUGAUUAUGAUACUAAUUUUACACCUGCAUG